UUCCAGGUUACUGGAUUCAGUGUUUUAAGGACACAGCCAAAAUGCACACGGGGAAAAUGGUGCAGAGCACGGUUAAAUACAAAGUACUUGCAAGCGAUGUGCAAGAUGAAAUCGACAACGUUUGCACUGACGAUGAGGACGAUGAAAUUACGAUAGAUUUCCACUCGCCCUUCAUCGGUCAGCAAAGAAGGACAAGGAAAAGAGACACCUGUGUCAGGGUCACAGUGGCUGUGAUUCUUCUGGGAAUUGUUUUCGGAUUUAUGAUCUAUGAGUGGAAUGGCUAUUGGCCUGGAGUUGAGGAGCGUCAGGACCUGUCAAAUCAUCAAGAGGCUAACAAGACACACAAGAUUUCUGAGGAUGAAGAUCACGACCACCACCAACAUCAUCAAGAUGAUGGUGACCACAAUGACCAUGACCACAACCACAAAGACGGACAUGAUCAUGAUGAUCAUGCUCUUGAUCAUCAUGAUCACAAUCAUGAUAGUCACACUCAUGAGCACAGUCAAUCACUGUACCACAAUGCUGCUAUCAUCACAGACUCAGCAAACUGCUCCAGUAUUGGUAAGGAGCUUCUUCAGGAGAGAGGGAAUGUGGUCGAUGCAGGGAUUGCUGCUUUACUCUGCCUAGGAGUUGUUCAUCCACACACCGCUGGAUUAGGUGGAGUGUUUUCUGCAAUUUUGUACAAUCACACUACAAGAUCAUUUAAAGCGAUACGUGACACCUCUCAGCAGCUGUCUACAUAUGGUGCUCCCUCAUUAUUGCAGGGCCUUCAACUGCUGCAUUCCAACUACGGACAUUUAGAAUGGAGUCGACUUUUUGAGGGUGCCACGAAAGUCGCUAAAGAGGGUUUCCUUAUCGAUGGAAUCCUCUCCAGGGCUUUAGAAACCCACAAGGACAAAAUACUCCAGUCAGGACUGUGUGAUCUGUUCUGCGAUGCGGCUGGCCAUGUGAAAUCAGAGGGUGAGCAUGUCACCAACAGGAAUCUAUCAGACCUUUUGCGGAGCGUCAGCCUAAACAGCUCCCAUUUCCCAGAAAAUCUGGCCGUAAAAUUGGCUCAAGACAUUUCUGAAGCAGAGAGGCCAGCUUUCCUUGCUGCCGCUCAGGCCGGCAGCGGAGAAAUCAAUGAUCCCCUUAUCGUGGCAGAGGAGAAAUACAGCAUUCUUUCACCCCCCUACCAGCUCACAGGUGGAAUGGUGUCCAAUAUAUUAGAUAGAGUCCGAGAGCAAAACCUCACUUUUCCGAGUCACGGAGAUAUCGGUAAUGCCUUUGCCUCUUAUAAUGCCCUCCUAAAUUUGGCGAAUGAAUUCUUCAACACAAGUCAGAGAGAGAUAUUCACAUUAAAUACCACAAGCAGUCAUGUAGGAGUGCUCGAUAGUCAUGGCAAUUUCAUAGUAAUCUCCACCUCGCUCAACAGCACAUGGGGAUCUGGGCAAUACUUACCAAGUAGCGGAGUGAUUCUCAAUGACUUUACCUCAGACAUCACUCAGGAGCCUUAUUUUAGUUUUCCUCUAGUGCUAAAUAUAACUGAAGAUGGUGCGGAUGAUCCUGUGGAGAAGCAGUUUGUGGCUGUGACCGGAGGGCUUUCUGCCCUGCUUCAUUCUGUGGUUAUGCUGAGAAACCUGGCUGACGUUGGACUGUCUGCUUAUGAGACUGCGAGCAGCCCUAUGCUCCAUAUAGAGCAGGGGGGUUCUGGGUCUCUGUCUGGCUGUAUUUCUGGUGUCACAAACAGCUCUGUUGUCUUCCGGUUGCUUUCAGAGGGAGACGGGCCCGUACGGGAGGUGGGUGAAUGUUCAGAUUGCUUUCUGUCCAUGCUGCUGCAACUGAGAGCAGAACAUGUAAGAGCCUAUGGAGUCCCUGCUACUGAGGUCCAUGCUGAUGGAUACUAAUGCAAAAAAAACAAAACAAAAACAUCUGGACAGUUGUGACAUAUCAUGUAAAAUUAUACUGUAUGCACUUUAAGAGCAUUGCACUCAUACCCCACAUGACUUACGUUAUUUUCAGCCUCACAAUACUGGGAAUGACAUGUAUGUGAAUGUAAUUUUUGUUUGUGCUAAAAAAUGUUUACUGGUGAUUUAAAAGACAGCCUUUUUUGAUAGUUUUUUUUAAGUAAUACUUCACCUGUUUUUCCACAAGCAAGCUAUAUCCUAAAUAUUCUCUCCUUUUCAACUAGCAACUUGUUAUCAAAUGCCUUUCUGAGAUGUCUUCAUAUUAUUUGCUUGUUUAAUCUUGUAAAUCAUAGCCUACAGACCCUAACAGGUUAAUCGAUUUGAUGAACCUGACGAGUGAAGGACUGCCGCUUUAUAAAAUUGUUUUGAAAAGAUCAGUUACCAACAAACACCUACAAAUAUUUUUAUGUAGUUUUAUACCUUUUUUGUGCUUGACUAGUAUGUGUAUGUGAAGGUUAUUUGAUGUAAGAAUUAUGUGAGUAGAUGAAUAUAUGUGAGAUAUUUAUGA
Molecule: messenger RNA, 2454 nt
Organism: Sinocyclocheilus grahami
Lineage: Eukaryota; Metazoa; Chordata; Actinopteri; Cypriniformes; Cyprinidae
Product: gamma-glutamyltransferase 6-like
Exons: 4
Coding region: 42-1886 (614 amino acids)
Cellular component (GO): extracellular exosome
Source: RefSeq, a predicted model, not a curated record